Molecule: messenger RNA, 1477 nt
Organism: Paramecium pentaurelia
Lineage: Eukaryota; Ciliophora; Oligohymenophorea; Peniculida; Parameciidae
Source: the annotation of a GenBank genome assembly
AUGUCUAAAAUUGAUGAACAAUAAAUUAUCAAGAAUACUAAAAGUAUGUAAAAAAUGUAAGAAAUUGCUGAUCGCAUUUAUGCUACUACUGGUGAUUUAACUAAAAGUAUAAGUAUUGCAAUAUAUAGCAAUUAGUUCUGAUAGUAUAUUGAAACCGUCUAAAUUGACAUAAGAAUAAUUAAUAUUAUAAGCAAAGAAGAUGGAAAAUAUUUAGGAUAGUAAGUAGAAGAAGGGAAAAGGAUAAUAAUCUACUUCUGCUAAUAAAAAUGAAUUAAAUACAACUGAAUGGUUAAAUAAAUUAUAAGAAAUAUAACAAUAACACAAUGAAGAAAAGAAGAAACUUAGAGAAGAGCUUAUAACAAGAUAUGUUUAAAGAGAAAUGGAAUUUAAGAAAACUAUUGAUGAAUUAUAAUAAGAAUUGAGAUCUAGAACUGCCUUAGAUUAAACUGAUAAGAGAAUUAUGGAAUUGAUUUAUAAAGAUCAUAGUAAAAUUAUUGAAGGAAUCAAUAGUAUUUAGUUGAGAACAUCUAAAAUUCUAGUUGAUUAAGAAAGAGAUAUUAUAAGAUUUUUUAAUAAUAAAAUUAAUGAAAUAAAGAAACAAUUUUAAGAAGAAAGAGAGAAGAAAGGUUAGAAUGAUAAAGAAUAUAUUUAAAAAGAGGAUCAAUUAAUUAGUGAAUUAGAAUGGAUUAAAAAGAUUGCUUAAAAAAUAGAUGAUGAAAAUCAUUAAUUAAUGUAAAAGUAUAAAGAAUUGAAAGUGGAAUAUUAAACUUAAGAAAGAGAUAGAGAAAUGUUAAUGAAAGAAUUAAUAAUUAAGAAAAAGGAAAAUGCUAUUCUAAAAUCAUAAAUUUAAUAAUAUGAAAAGUUAUUGAAUGAUGUUCAAAAAGAGGAAGAUUAAGAAUCUUAUUAAGACUUAAUCUUAGAUAAAUCAGGAGUUAAAAAUCAAAAAACUGAGAAAUCUAAAUAAUCAUCAUCCUAAUAACAAGUAAGAUUUCCUUAAAUAACUAAUGCAUAAACUCAAUAAAAUAUUGAUGAAGCUUAAAAAACCAAGUAUAAUAUUAAUUUUUAAAAGAAUAGAUGUUAGAAUAUUAUAAAAACAUAUUAAGAGACAUUAAAGAAGGAAUAAAAAAGGAUAAGAGAUAUUAAAUAACUAUAUACUAAAGAAUUAUCUUCAAAAUCAGAAUUAUAUAAUAUUUUAAGGCAGUGUAUAGAAGAUAUUAAAGAAGAGAUAAUUUAAGUGAGAAGUGAUGAAAGAACUUUGAAGAAAAAUAAAAGUAGUAAAUAAUAAUAUUUAGAUUUAAGUAUUGAAGAGGUGAAAAUGGAGAAAGAAGAUAGAGAAAAGUUGAUAGAAAACUUAUUAAAACAUGAAAGAGUCAUUGAAGUUAUUAGUGAUAAGAUAUUUUAUGAUAAGAAAAAUUAUGAUGAAACUCUAUUACAAUAAUAAUAUGAAGAGACAAAUUACAAUGACGAAUAAUAUUGA